This is a messenger RNA of Lolium rigidum, 1020 nucleotides long. RefSeq names its product senescence-specific cysteine protease SAG39-like. The record is from RefSeq and is a predicted model, not a curated record. Gene Ontology annotation, cellular component: lysosome. Gene Ontology annotation, molecular function: cysteine-type endopeptidase activity. The transcript is spliced from 2 exons. Lineage: Eukaryota; Viridiplantae; Streptophyta; Magnoliopsida; Poales; Poaceae. The coding region runs from base 1 to 1020 and encodes 339 amino acids.
AUGGCCAUCACCAGGGCUUCACUCCUUGCCAUCCUUGGCUGCCUCUGCAUCUUCAGUUCUGUCCUUGCAGCUCGCGAGCUGAAUGACGACUUGUCCAUGGUGGCGAGGCACCAGGAUUGGAUGACAAAGUAUGGUCGCGUCUACAAGGACGCUGCUGAGAAGGCGCAGAGGUUUGAGAUAUUCAAGACUAAUGCUCGAUUCAUCGACUCGUUCAACGCUGGGGGGCGCAAUUUCUCGCUCAACAUCAACCAGUUUGCGGACAUCAGCAACGAUGAGUUCAGGGCAACCAAGACUAACAAGGGGUUCAUUCCGAACAAGGUGAAGGUUGCUACAGGAUUCAGGUAUGAGAAUAUCAGUCUUGAUGCACUCCCGGCAACGGUGGACUGGAGGACAAAGGGUGCAGUCACUCCCGUCAAGGACCAAGGCCAGUGUGGUUGUUGUUGGGCUUUUUCUGCCGUUGCUGCAACGGAGGGCAUUGUCAAGAUAAGUACCGGUGAUCUUAUCUCGCUCUCGGAGCAAGAAUUGGUGGAUUGCGAUGUCCAUGGUGAGGACCAGGGCUGUGAGGGCGGUCUCAUGGACGACGCAUUCAAGUUCAUCAUCAAGAAUGGAGGCCUCACUAAGGAGUCCAGCUAUCCAUAUUCCGCAGCCGAUGGCAAGUGCAAGAGUGGAUCUAGCAGUGCUGCAACAAUUAAGAGUUACGAGGAUGUGCCUACCAAUGAUGAGAGUGCCCUCAUGAAGGCAGUGGCAAGCCAACCCGUGUCAGUUGCAGUGGACGGAGGAGAUAUGACAUUCCAAUUCUAUUCCGGUGGUGUAAUGACCGGUUCAUGUGGUACUGAUUUGGAUCAUGGGAUUGCAGCCAUCGGUUAUGGAACAACCAGUGAUGGUACGAAGUAUUGGUUGCUGAAGAAUUCUUGGGGCACAACAUGGGGCGAGAAUGGGUUUUUAAGGAUGGAAAAGGACAUUACCGACAAGAAGGGCAUGUGUGGCCUUGCCAUGGAACCCUCCUACCCCACGGCUUAG